AUGGCUUUAAAACCAGCGCCCCUAAUAGCGCCCAUGCUGCGCCGCGCAUUCGCUCCUCCAAAAAGCCUCCCUCAAUCCGCCCUCCGUCGAUCUCAUCAUCCAUCACCCAUCGCCAUCGGCAUCACAACUUCUCCCUACCAGCACCGCCGCCUCGCACACACCAUCCCCCCCCCCCCCCAAAAGAAACCCCCAAACGAACCCGCCACCAAAGACGCCCCCCCCAGCGAAAGCGACCGCCCCGAAUUCAAAGGCCCGGCCUUUUACCAGCUUUCCUUCACCUGCGUGCCCUGCGGCCAUCGCUCGCACCACAACGUCUCGAAACAGGGCUAUCAUCGCGGCUCUACGCUGAUUACGUGUCCGAGCUGUCGCAAUAGGCACGUCAUCAGCGACCAUUUGAACAUUUUUGGCGAUCGCAAAAUCACUGUUGAGGAUUUGAUGCGGGAAAAGGGCCAGCUGGUGAAGAGGGGCUCUUUGGGAGAGGACGGGGAUAUUGAGUUUUGGCCGGACGAGGGGAUACCGGAGGAACUUGCGGAUAUUACAGGCAAAGACAAGGAAGGCUCGUCAUGA
Messenger RNA from Trichoderma gamsii, 567 nucleotides. RefSeq lists its product as hypothetical. The transcript has a single exon. NCBI's taxonomy places the organism in Eukaryota, Fungi, Ascomycota, Sordariomycetes, Hypocreales, Hypocreaceae. Bases 1 to 567 code for a protein of 188 amino acids. Gene Ontology annotation, biological process: protein folding; protein import into mitochondrial matrix; protein stabilization. Gene Ontology annotation, molecular function: protein-folding chaperone binding; zinc ion binding. Gene Ontology annotation, cellular component: mitochondrion. The record is from RefSeq and is a predicted model, not a curated record.